UUGGCCACAGUUUUCUGUGUAGCUCCGCCCCUUCUGCGCACAGCCGCUUGCUCAGGUGUCUCCGAACUGGUCCCACUUGAGUGCAGGAGGCGGCGGUAGCUGGUAGCUUUAGUCGACUGUAACUGGAGCGUUGCUUUCCCCUUAGGUCUACUCGCACCGGAGGAUCGGCUGAAUGGCAGACAUGGAGGAGACGGGCGGUGUAAGUGCGUACGGAGCUGCGCUCGCAGGAGGAGGCUUCGACUUUUACAAGUUUAUCCGCCAGCCUCAGACCAUCGUGCGCUUUCUCAGCUGGAUUUUUGCCAUGGUGGUGUUUGCCUGUAUCACAGGAGAGGGCUACGUCAACACCCCCUACGACGCUGAAGCCAAAUGCAUCUUCAAUCACAACGACUCAGCGUGUCAUUAUGCAGUCGGUAUCGGGGUGAUUGCUUUCCUGGCAUGUGUGGCCUUCCUCGUGUUGGACGUUUACGUGCCUUUUAUGAGCAACGCAGAGGAGAGGAAGUUUGCUGUCAUUGCUGACCUGGGAUUCUCAGGAGUGUGGACCUUCCUGUGGUUUGUGUGUUUCUGCCUGUUGGCCAGUCAGUGGAGUAAAACUCCCGAUGACCACUCAAUCCCCAAAGACGCCGCACGUGCCAGUAUCGCUUUCUCGUUCUUCUCUAUCGCCACCUGGGGAAUCCUAACAUACUUCGCUCUGGGUCGUUUCCGCCAUGGUAUAAAGGAUGUUGCCAUCCCUACCUACACGGAGACGGUGCCGGAUAUUGCCACCCCUUAUCCUCCAACCUAUGCCCCCACCUCCUACAAUCCCACUACUUACACCCCCACCACUUAUACAGCCUAUCCCAGCAAUUUGCCUGACAUCCAACAGCAACCUCCUCUCGCCCAAAACCUCCCGCCCAAGGUAGAUGCCGGCUACCAGCCGCCCGGCUACUGAGACAGGGGAGGUCACAUGGGCCAGGUGGUGUUUGUCUGUCGGUGGACUGACUGCAGUUGCACUGCACACCCGCAGAACUAUAUCAUAUUGAUGUGGUUUCACGCUGAUUUAACGAUGUCAGAUUUGAGAGCCUGAGCAGUGCAACUCCAUGUUAGAGAAGAGGAACACUGCUGUUUACGUCGGUGGGUCUGUGAUCAGGUCUUAAGACAUCAGGCUGACUGCUGAGAUUAGUGCUGAUGAUUGGGUAAUCUGACCUUAGACCCCUGUGCAAAGAUGCAACUUUUACCUCAAAUGAGCAGAUCCUGGAGGUAGAAGAGGGUCACAAAACGUGACGUUAUGAAGAAUGCUUAUGACAGCCGCAAGUGGAAGAGGCCGGCAUUUAAUGUGUUGCUCGUGAAUCUGUUGGAACUUGAGGAUAUGCAUUUAUACAAACAAUUCACAAGUAAAACUGCCAUUUUCAUGGUUGUAUGUGCCUGAUUAUAUUUUCUUAUUUGGUCAUACGUUUUGUUUUGUUUGUUCAAUUUAUUAAUCCUGUGGAGAUGCAACUAGUUUACGAGGUAUUAAUUUAAUUAGCAAAUGCGAGUUGACUGUUAGUGUGAAAAACUACUGUAAAGCCAAAUUCUGACGGAGUUGUAUUUUGUGAAACUUGGGAGUCUACAUACAACCAUAAAAUUAUCUAUCCAUAAAUUUAUUCUUUUCCAUGUUUACUAACUGUAAGGACCCUGAAUUUAAUCAAGUCUGACUGAGGCAAAUACAGCAGAUUUGUGUUUGUAAAAAAUUGGUUAAAUGUUUCCAGCCUGCAGCAGCGUUCAUUGGACUUUGAUCCCACCUUUAAGAUAGAGAAGAGGGAGGAGACUCCACACAACUAUGCAUUCAUUGAACAGAUUUACCAUAUCCUAAUACAGACGAGUAAUUUAUUAACUGCCAUUUACAAUGCUUUCUUGCUAGCCUGUGAACAGAUCAGCCUCACACUUCCUCCAAGGUCUCAGUGACAUUUUGUUUCCUCAACACUGAUUAUUAUCUGCUUCUCGGUGUACACUGUGGGAGAGGAAAUAGACCCAGUGUGUUAGUAUAGUUACAGAAUAAGUGCUUAAUUUGCAACAUGUGCAUCCACCACAUACACUUAGAAAAUCUGGGGUUUUGCAAUGUUGCUUUGUGCCCAACAGUUAAAUGUUUGCUGGUUUUUAAUCUCAGCUGUUGUCGAUCUGAUUACACUCAAAACUUGGCCUGGCAUCAGUUUUGGCGUGGGUGUGCAAACUCUGAAUUGUCAGUUGGAUGGGCUCAUACUCACUAAACAUUGUUCUUAUGCUUCUGCUUUUAUAUCCGUGGAUGGGGAAUAAGGUUUGUUCCUUUAAAAAUGUGCAUAAAUUACUGAAGCCAACUGUAUGAAAACAUUGCUUAUUUAUCAUUUGUGCAUCAAAGGGAGAAAUUUGAAUGAAAUAUGUAAGAUGGUGAAUGAUAGUAAAUUGUGCCAUGAUUAAAUCUUGAAGUUAUUUUAAGGUUAAGCAGCUGUGCAUCACAGCUGCCCUCACUGCUGUGCGUGAAUGAUUUUUGUUCAUUUCCAUACUGUGGAAAGUCCUGAAAUCAAAACUGGCAGCCUGUAGUUGUCAGUGAAAGGAGCUUGAAAUGAUUCAGCUAUAUUUUUCUUCAAUAUUAUUUCCUGUUUGCAGCUUCAAAAGUAAGCCAUAUCUGCCUCAGUGAAAAAAAUGUAAAGUGAUUAUUUGCUGCACAUAUCAAGUACAAAGUAUCCUGCAUUUAUGCUUUUGCUUAAACGUUAAUCACAAUUGGGUUAACGCACAUAGGUUCAUGUUUUAGAUGUGAGACUGGAUUGAUUUGCAUGGUCUGCAAGUUUUAUAAACACUGGUCAAAUUGUGCUUGGUUCAUUGGUUUUUCUAUCAUUUCCAGUUUUGUUUUUGACCAAGUUCAGUUUGUUCUUUUGCCUUCAUGUCAACAUCACAGAUGCACAACUGUUGAAUA
Pelmatolapia mariae (spotted tilapia) is the source of this 2905-nucleotide messenger RNA. It is a transcript of the gene syngr2b, whose product is annotated as synaptogyrin 2b. Lineage: Eukaryota; Metazoa; Chordata; Actinopteri; Cichliformes; Cichlidae. The transcript has 4 exons. Gene Ontology annotation, cellular component: neuromuscular junction; synaptic vesicle membrane. The record is from RefSeq and is a predicted model, not a curated record. The coding region runs from base 173 to 928 and encodes 251 amino acids.